AUGAGUUCUAUUAUUGAGGAUAGCAAAAUGGAAAUGGAUGCAAAUAAAGAAAAUGAGAAUGUCAACAAUAACGAUAAUAGUAAUGCAAACAGUAAUAGUAUCACAAACAAUGAAACCAAUGAAAAUAGUGAGAAAAAUGUACACAAUGACCAUAGCGUAAAUGAAAAUAAUUUUAACGAUAACAAUCUAAAGGAUAAAAAUACAACAAAUGAUUAUAACGAGGAGGGUAAAGGUGACAACAAUGAUGAAAAUUGUACGAACAGUAAAAAUAAUAACGAUAGUCCAAAAAUAGAAAAUGAAGAAAGCAAGAGUAGCAAUCGUUGGGCAGACAUGUGUGAAGAUUGUGAUGCCCCUUUAGUCGAUACGUACAAUGAUGACAUUGAUAUGAAGAACAGAACUAUGGAAAGUAAUCAUAAUAGCAUUGAUAUUAGUAGUAAUAUGAAGCAGAAUUAUUUUAUUCCUCCAAAGAAUGAUAUGUAUAACAAUUAUUCGAGUAGCUACGAAAUUUAUAUCCGUAAUUUACAUAUAGAUAUAACAAAAGAAGAGAUUUAUAAAAUGUUUGAAGGAUAUCGUAUAAGGAGAAUAAAUAUUUUGAACAAGAAAGGAAAAACUGCUGCGGCAUAUGUUGAGUUUGAUAAUGCAGAAGAUAUGAACAGAUCAUUAGAAUUAAAUGGAAAGAUGAUUUAUUCAGGCAAUAAUACGAGUGAGCAUGGUGCAAUAUCAGUAAUAAUUAAUAAGGAUAAAAUGAAAGUAUUUCAUUUGAAUCAAAAACAAAACAAAUUUAAGAAAGUGAUAAACAGAAAUAAUAAUUUUGGUAAUUUACGACAAGGAAAUAAUAAUAUGAACAGUUAUAAUAACAGUAGUAGCAAUAUGAACAAUCUUAAUAACAAUAAUAAUAACAACGCGAACAACAGUAAUAAUAAUGUGUUUUCAAUGAAUAAUAAUUCGUAUUUUAGUGAAAAUAAUAAAAAUAUGAAAAUGGAUAUGAAAGGCAAUUCUAUGAAUAAUAGUAUCAAUAAUAAUAACAUGAACACUAAUCAUAAUUACAGCCAUAUGAAAAUGAACUAUGUAAAUAAUCAACCAGGCAUGAAUAUAAACAAUAUUAACAACAACAAUAACAACAACAAUAACAACAACAGUUUGCAUAUGAAUCAGCAGAAUAACAAUGCUCAUGUUUUAAACGAUAAGAUAAACCCUAGUGCAAAUUUUAAUUUUAAAAAUAUGAAAUACCAGAGUAAUAGUAGUAACAAUAAUAGUAACAGUAACAGUAAUAUUCAUAUUAAUAAUAGUAAUAUCGGUGCAAAUAAAAAUGCUGAAAAUGUUGGCAGUGCCAUAGGAACUAGCGGAACAGAACAAAGAAAAAAAUUAGUUUUGAAAAAACGAUCUGUACCAUUAGAUCAGAAAAGCUAUGUAGUUAACCCAAACAUAUUUGGUGAAGCAAAACCGGUGGAUACGAACCCUGAUAAAAUAUUAGAAGAAAGUGUUUCAAAGGAAAAGGAAGGAAACAAUGGGAAUAAUAGUGGGACCAAUCAUAUGUUAGAAGAAGGUGAAAAGAGGUCAGAAAAUAAGGAGGAAAAUGAAAAGCAGAAAAAAGGAUUAAACAACAUGAGCAGUGCCAACGAGGCAACUAACAACAUGACGAACAACUUGAGUAGCAUGAACAGUGAUAACAAAAGCUUGAACAGCCCCAAUAAGAACAUAUUUAAUUAUAAAAAGAACACAAACACAGGGAGGAAUUAUAACAAUUAUAAUAAUUUUCAAAAUACGAAUAAUGGUAAAAAUAAUUCGACAAAAAAAAUAUUUAUGAUGAAUAAAAAUAAUGCGAACAAUAGCAAUAAUAAUAGUAUGAAAAAAAAUAUGAACAGUUCUUCAGAUAAUAAUAGUAGCAAUAUGUUAGGAAAUAAAAAUGUAAGUAAUAAUAUGAACAAUCCAAAUCCUAAUAACCUUAGUGGAGACAUGAAUAAUAAUAUGAAAAGAAUUAACCUAAAUCAAAAUUUUAAAAACAUGGAUAUGAAUAAUAAUAAUAAUAAUAAUGUGAAUUCUUCUGCUUACAGUAGUAGUAAUAAUAUGAAAAAUAUAAAUUUGGAUGAAAAUAAAAAAAAUAUAAAUGUAAGUGUUAUUCAUAAUCAAAUAUAUGAAAAUAAAAUGUAUAACGCACAUGUAGAUGGAGAUGGAAAUAGUAUGAAUCAAGAUUUAAAAAAUGUAAAUUAUUUGAACACAUGUCAUAAUAAUAAUACCAUCAAUGAUGGGAAGGACGCCUUCGGAAAUUUCAGAAAUACGAAUUUGAAGAUGGAAAAGAAAACUAAUCAUGAUAGUGGUAGUAAUAACAAUAAUAGCAGUUUCACGGGAAAACAAAAGGAUUACAACAUUAUUAAAAAGGAUGAUAAAGCGAAUAUUAAAAAUAUUAUAAUGAAAAACGUGAAGAGAGAAGAUGGCAGUACGAAUUACAAUAUUAGAAACGGUUCAAACAAUAACAAUAGCAAUAGCGAUAACCGUAAUAAUAGCAGUAGUACAUAUAGGAGCAACCUCAUCUAUCGAAAUAAUAAUGAUUCUCCUUCCAAUUUUAGAACUGCAGUGGGUGCGGGAAAAUUGAAUUCUGAUAAUGAACUAGGUAAAGAUGGUAUAAAUAUGAGAAAGAUGAAUGAUAACAGUAGUGGUAAAAAGAAUGAAGAGCCAUUCGAAAAUAUGAACAGGAAUGUGAACGUAAAAGGGGAGAACUACAACGGUAAUGACGAUGGAAACAUCAACAGUAAUAGUAACAUCAACAGUAAUAGUAACAGUAACAGUAACAACCACAGUAAUAGCAACAAUAACAGUGGUAGCGCGUAUAAUUACAAUAUCGAAAAUUUAUAUGAUAACUCGUUGAAGUAUGUGAAAAACGCAAAUAACUCUAGCAAGGCAAAGAAGGUUAUGUCUAUUAAGACCGUUAAGGUUAUAGCGACAGAAAAGAAAAAUGAUGAAGAUAAUGGAAACGAGGAAUUAAAGGAAAAAAAUAGCAAAGAUGAUGGAAAUAAUGAAGGAGGGGAUGAUAAUAAUAUUAAGAGUGAGAGAAAUAGUAAAGACGACAAAUAUUAUUUGGAUGAAAGAAAACUUGAUAACAGUAUUCUUAAUAAUAAUAACGACUCUCAACGAAGUAAUGAUAAUUAUACAUACGAAACAGAAAGUUCAGAAAAUUGUAAAGAUAUUACUAGUACAAAUUUAAAAUCGACAUUGUUACAUACUAAAACUAAGAGAAAAAUAAAAAAGAAAACGACAGAUGAAGUUGAACAAAAUGAUCCAAAUAAUAAUGUAAAUGGAGAUAACAAUCAAAGUAAUAAUAAUGCACAAGGAACAGGUAAUAAAAAAAUAGAUAUAUUAAUGAAACCUAAUUUAAAAAAAGGAGAAAAUAUAUGGGAAGCUAGGACACACUUACUAGUAGAACAGAAAGAAAACAGUCUACUUAAUGAUAAAGGCUCUCACUACAGUUCAAGAAAAAGUCGUUCACACUCAAAUAAAGCUAGUCGUGGUAGUAGCAGAAGAAGAGAUAGUAGCAGAAGAAGAGAUAGUAGCAGAAGGAGAGAUAGUAGUAGAAGAAGAGAUAGUAGUAGAAGAAGGGACGACAGCAGGAGAAGAGACAGGCACAGUAGGAGAUACGACAGGAGAUCUGAUAGGAGAGAUGAUCGACGUGAUGACCGACGUGAUGAGAGACGAGAUGAUCGACGUGAUGACCGACGGGAUGAGAGACGAGACGACCGACGGGAUGAGCGACGAAAUGAUCGACGAGACCAAAGAAAAGACAGUAGUAGUAGUAUCACGAAAAGGGAUACAUAUAAAAAAAGAGAAGAUUCAAAAAAGGCUGAAAGGGAAGACUCUUAUGAGUAUAGGAAGUAUGGUAGUAGGAAUUAUGAUAAGCAUAGUAGUAGAAAUAAUAAUAAUUACGAAAGAAAACGAAAUAGUAAAUAUAGUAGUACAUCAGAUAAAAAAAAUUAUGAUAAUAAGAGUUAUAUAUCUGAUGAUAAAAGAAACCAUAGGGAUUCAUAUGAUAAAGGGUAUAGAAAUUCGUAUGACAGAUUAAGUUAUAAAGAUAAUUAUGAAAAAAAUAAUAAAGAUAAUUAUAGAGAUAGCUAUGAUAGAAAUAAUAAUUAUUUGGAUUAUGAUAAAAUGGACAAUAAAUAUUUUUCCAAUAAUUAUAACUCAAUGAGACAUAAAAAUUAUAAACACCAUAAUUCUCAUUCAAAAAUGAAUAAUUAUAAUUAUGCAAAUAAUUAUAAAUCUGCGAAUUAUUACAAAUAUUCCCCUAAAGGAACUUAUUACAAAGAACCCAAAAAUUCAACAAAACAAAAUGAUAAGGAAAAGACAGAAACAAAGACAGAAAUUCAAGCCAUUCCAAAAAAGGCAAUAGUAACAACUGUUAAGACCAAUAACGUUUCUAUUAAAAAAAAUAGAUACGAAUGCUUGGGAGAUGGAGAUGAAAGCGAUAAGUAG
Plasmodium malariae is the source of this 4464-nucleotide messenger RNA. RefSeq names its product asparagine-rich antigen, putative. The coding region runs from base 1 to 4464 and encodes 1487 amino acids. Lineage: Eukaryota; Apicomplexa; Aconoidasida; Haemosporida; Plasmodiidae. The record is from RefSeq and is a predicted model, not a curated record. The transcript is spliced from 3 exons. Gene Ontology annotation, molecular function: RNA binding.